Molecule: messenger RNA, 939 nt
Organism: Monosiga brevicollis MX1
Lineage: Eukaryota; Choanoflagellata; Craspedida; Salpingoecidae
Exons: 1
Coding region: 1-939 (312 amino acids)
Source: RefSeq, a predicted model, not a curated record
AUGGCCAUGCAAAAACCGGGCCAGGGCGUUUCAUCAGCCGCCUCGGCUCUUUUUGCUGGCGCCGGCCCCCUUCUAGUCGCAGCGCUAGCCACCAGUGCUGCGCCCAUCACCUCCGCCACUACUACCCCUGCCGCCUCCGCUGGUACCGGUGCACUGACGACCACCAUGACCACAACCAGGCUUGAGUCGACCACCCGCGCCUCAACUCCUGACUGGGUCGCCCACCGACCCGAGAUACCAGCCACCACAGUCGUCCUCAUUGUCAUCUUUGGCGCCUUUUCCCUCUUCAUUUUGCUGCGCUUGCUCUACAAGCGGCGGGAGGUGAUGCAGUAUUGCAGUCUGAUGUGCUUUCACUGCAAACACGGCAAGGUGGCUCCGGCACAGGAUGUGGAAAUUGCGCAGACUCGCUUGCAAUCACCGCCACGAGCUGGGCAUCGCAUGAACACAGCUUGGCGACCGCCGUCAGCGCAAGCCUCUGAGCCAGACUCUACACUGGCUCACAUUCAACAAAAACUCGAGGCAAGGGCCGAGGCUGCGGUGGCGCGUCGGUCCAGUGCCACCACACCCAUCGUGCCCUUGACAGCCGUGUCUACAAGUCAAGCUGGUGAGGAUAUCCGACCAACACAUUCUGGCCAUGAGAGGUUACCCCCGAUCGUAUCUAGUCGAGCCGCUAGUGAGCGUAGUCUGCCCCCAAUCGUGGCUGCAACACCCACCACGUCCCAGCGGUUGGCUCCCUUGGGUUUGAGUGGGCCGAGCUCAGCCACAGGGGCGUCAACCGUGGCUAACCACGAGCAGUCUUUGGAGGCUCUACGAGCCACCACCUUGCCGCGCCUUCUGCCUCGGCUUUCACCGAUCGAGCCUGGUCGAGCCUUAAGCUUGGACGGCUCAAAUGUUUCCCCACGCGCGCCCCUAUUACCAGCAGAUGAGAGUUCUGCAUGA